GUGACGAUUGAUGGCAAGAAAAUCCGGACCCAAGGCAAAAAUGCCUCCUUCGGCGAGCGGGCCCUUCUCUUUGAUGAGCCCCGGAGUGCCACGGUGCAGGUCUCGAGCGACCGAGUGGAGCUCUGGACCUUGGGGAAGUCUGUUUUCAAGCAGAUCAUCACUGCCAAGAUGCGAAAGGAUCUGGAGUACCGAAUCAGCAUCCAGGAUGCUGGGGUAACGUUGAACGAUCUUAAGCCCAUGAACUUCCUGGGCGCCGGCGCCUUCAGCACAGUGCGUUUGGUGGAGCACCGGAAAACUGGUGCCAAAUACGCGCUGAAAACCUGCAAGCGGACGCUGAGUGGAAAGAUGCCCGCGGAGAUGCAGACAGAGUGCGACAUCUUGGCGGAGAACGACCAUCCGUUUAUUCU
Symbiodinium necroappetens is the source of this 407-nucleotide messenger RNA. The record is from the annotation of a GenBank genome assembly. Lineage: Eukaryota; Dinophyceae; Suessiales; Symbiodiniaceae.